AUGUCAUCAGCAUCCGGGCCUGCCUCGAGCUCCACCAAAAACGGCGCCAACGGAAGCGGCAACGGGAACGGCACCUCCGGCCACAAGCCCGGCGCCGCCACGACCUCAGCCCCAAGCUCCGCCAGGGCGACAAAGAAGAGCGCCUUCUCCUGCGAGCCCUGCCGCCGCCGCAAGGUCAAGUGUGGAGGCGAACAGCCUCUCGCCACCGGUCCUCUCACUCACCAACAUCUGAACCUGCCCAUAGAGAAGUACCAUGCUGACCCGUUUAGAAACCCAACGCUGUCCUACACCCAACGCCUGGAGGAGCGUAUUAAAGACCUCGAAGAGCAGGUGUCAAAGGCUCAAGCCCAGGCUCAGGCGCCGCCUCAGCCUCAGCGCGGGCUAUCGGAAGGACCACUCUCGUCAUCGCACGACAGCUCUCUCGCUGGCCAUGAGUCCGAGGGCCUAGCGGGGACGUUCAAGGGCUUGAAGCUGGAUGAGAAGGGCGUCAUCACCUAUCAUGGCGCCACCAGCUUCUUUCACCUUCCCAGCGAGUAUGGCCGCCAGAGCAGUGACGCCCCAAGCCCGUCCAAUCCGGAGGAUCCCCUCUAUGGCAAGAGGGAACGACUGGUCAACAAUGCCUGGCAGCAGCGGGCGCUGGAAGACCUCUCAGAGAUCCCUGAACCGUUUCAAUAUCUCCUCAGCACGCACUGGUGCUGGAUUCAGCCUCUGUGGAACUUUGUGUAUCGUCCCACGUUCACACGUGACAUGCAGCUUCUUGGGCCGUACUACUCACACACCCUACUGAACGCCAUACUCUCGCAUUCGAUCCGGUGGGGUCGUUGGGACAAGGAUACCCGCGAACGUCUCGAGAACGAUUAUGAUGGCGGCGCCGUCUUCAGCCGCCACGCACGAGCCAUGGUCCUGGAGGAGAUUUCUCGUGGCGUGGCAACCAUCCCGACCGUCCAGACGCUCUUGCUGCUGAGCGCUCAGGAAUGUAGCGCCGGCAACACCUCGCAGGCGUGGAUGUACAGUGGCAUGGCGUUCCGGAUGAUCGAUCAUCUGGGUAUCUGCGUCGACAGCCAGCGAUAUACAGGCAACAUCCCCUUCAGCGAUGAGGACGUCGAGAUCCGCCGGCGGCUGUUCUGGAGUUGUUACUUCUGGGACAAGAUCGUCAGUCUCUACCUCGGCAGAUCACCGAGCCUACAGCACUCGGAUGUGUCGCCGCCUCAAAUGAUCCUCGAUGACUCCAACGAAAAUGAGAUGUGGACACCGUUCGGAAUCACUUACCCAGACGGCGUGAAAUACCCACCCAUCGCGGCGCACUCGACGUCUUGCUUCGUGCAGAUGUGUCGCUUGACGGUCAUCUUCAAUGAGAUCCUGAUCCACAUGUAUGACCCACUCGGGCUAAACACCGAGCCCGAGAUCCAGGAGUGCUUGGUCAGACAGGAGGCGGCCCUGAAGCAGUGGUGGGAGGACCUGCCGCACUUCUUGAAGAUGGACGCGAGCAUGCUGCCCCCGCUGGCACCACCCAGCCACAUUGUCACCCUCAAUUGUCUUUACCAUACGUUCAACAUCCUGCUCCACCGACCGAUGCUCUCUCUUCAAGCCGCCGCCAAUGCACAGAAUCCGGGGGCGUCGUCGGGCAUGUUGACGGACGAGCAGCAGCAACAGCAACAACCCGCAUUGCGAAGGCUGGACUUCUGUAUCCGUGCGCUUUCGAAGCUGAAAGACAUCAAUCCGAUCGUGGGCAGUGGUGUCGAGCUUAUCCUGCGCGAACUGGCCGCCUUGGGAAUCCAGACUCCCGGCACUGCCACACCGCCCGGAUACCAAGGACAAGGGCAGCAGAACCAGGCACGGCCCGGGUUCCCCCACCACCAGCAGGCAUCGUCGAUGUCGUCGGAGUUCCGGGGUCGUCAGGAUUCCUUCAGCGGAUACGGCCACCGCAUGAGCCACCACGAGAUCAUGAUGGGCAACACCGAUAGCCACAUGACCGGCUUCGGCUCGCCCAGCCGCACGCCACCGGGCAUACAACAGGCCCUGUUCCAGUUCCCUCAACCGACCCAGCCCGACAAGAUCAACCAGCACCUCCAGCACCACGGAAUCUCAGAUCAGGUCUUCCAGGCAGUGUCUUCGCUGCAGCCGAUCACGGCGUCGUUUGGUAAUCCGAUGAGCACCCAGGAACACCCGCGGGAAUACUACGAGCACCGGUAA
This is a messenger RNA of Diaporthe citri, 2193 nucleotides long. RefSeq lists its product as uncharacterized. The transcript has 6 exons. The record is from RefSeq and is a predicted model, not a curated record. Lineage: Eukaryota; Fungi; Ascomycota; Sordariomycetes; Diaporthales; Diaporthaceae. Gene Ontology annotation, biological process: DNA-templated transcription; regulation of DNA-templated transcription. Gene Ontology annotation, molecular function: DNA-binding transcription factor activity, RNA polymerase II-specific; DNA binding; zinc ion binding. Bases 1 to 2193 code for a protein of 730 amino acids.